AUGACUGUAACCGAAUUCCCACCCCUUCUUUCAGAAGAAGAUUUGCAAAAAUAUAAAAUUCCAUUGAGAUGGAGAGACAGAUGUGCUGCAUACUAUGCACUUUACCAAAUAUGUCUUACAAGACAAUCAGCAAAUUCAUCCAUUGAAUGUAAAUUGGAUAAACAUGCAUGGGAAGAGUGUGAAAACUUAGACUUUAUCAGAAGAAAGAAGGAAUUAGCAGACCUUAAGGAGAACCUUAAAGAAAAUUAG
Molecule: messenger RNA, 249 nt
Organism: Dujonia railenensis
Lineage: Eukaryota; Fungi; Ascomycota; Pichiomycetes; Serinales; Debaryomycetaceae
Source: the annotation of a GenBank genome assembly